Molecule: messenger RNA, 405 nt
Organism: Papaver somniferum (opium poppy)
Lineage: Eukaryota; Viridiplantae; Streptophyta; Magnoliopsida; Ranunculales; Papaveraceae
Exons: 1
Coding region: 1-405 (134 amino acids)
Source: RefSeq, a predicted model, not a curated record
AUGUUACGAGUAUCACCAAGAAAAGGUGCUACUAGGUUUGGAUUGAAGGGAACACUCGCACCACGGUUUAUUGAUCCAUUUAAGAUUGUUGAGAAAGUUGGGGAAGUAGCUUACAGGAUUGCAUUACCCGCGAGCAUGGGUCAGGUUCAUAAUGUAUUUCAUGUUUCUAUGUUUCGAGGUUACGAAUAUGAUCCCUCUCAUGUUUUGGAUUGGCAAUAUCUGUCAUUAGAAGUUAAUGGUUCAUAUAAGGAAGGGCCAAUAGAAAUUUUGGACCACAAGGAGAAGGUUUUGAGAAACAAAUUCAUCCCAUUAGUGAAAGUGCUCUGGAUUCAUCACAAUAUCGAAGAAGCUACAUGGGAGAAAGAAUCCGAUAUACGAGCACAAUACCCAGAGUUGUUUGCUUGA